CGGCAAGCCAGAGGCCGGACAGAGCGGCUGCUACAGUGUCGCUUCCUGUUUUGGCGUGGACCUCCUUCGGAGAGAUAAAAGCCGCGUUCCGACAUUGCUUCAGGGAGUACUCGCCCGUUUCGCAGCCUCACUGUGUCGUUCUGAAGGAGCUACAGCUCCGGUGGUUGACCACUUCCUCCGGGAUGGCGCUCAGAGCCGCACUCGUCCUGCUGACGGUUGCCCACUGGUGCGUCGCGGCCGUCUCUGACGACGCGGAGGGCUGGUGCGAGCGGGUGUGCUCGGGCACGCGACCGACCUGCCCCCCGGUGCCGCCCCCCGCCUGCCCGGUGCCCGUCUGCCCGCCGCCGGUGGUCAACCUGUCGUGCCCCGAGCCGCGCUGCCCCGUGCCCGCGCCAUGCCCCUCGUGCCCCGUGCCCCCGCCUUGCCCCUCGUGUCCCACGUGUGCGGCCCCGCCCACCUCUCCCACCCCGACGUCUCUCACUGUGCCGUCGGCGGCCUCCCGCACGCCGCAGGCCGCCGCGCCUUUCUUUCCUUACGGGUACCUGCGCUAUUCCAACCUGGGGGUGUACAAGUUCUACCCCGAAGCGGAGUGGUUGGAGGCGAACGCCACGUGUACUGCCGACGGGGCGCACCUGGCUCCCGAAGUGGAUUUAUUACUGUACAUCAUGGAAAGAAGGAACGCUAAAAAAGCAUUCAUUGGAUUUCACGACUAUUAUUACGAAGGAAACUACAGAACUGUUUUAGGUAAGGAAAUUCCAGUAACUGUGCCAGAAAAGGCAAUUAAAAAGAGCCUUCAUGUUAGAUGGUUUAUCUCUUGA
Molecule: messenger RNA, 818 nt
Organism: Gryllus bimaculatus (two-spotted cricket)
Lineage: Eukaryota; Metazoa; Arthropoda; Insecta; Orthoptera; Gryllidae
Source: the annotation of a GenBank genome assembly